UUUUCCCCUACCUUCAAAGGUUCAACACUAACAGCAACACAUUAUUACAACCCUUUAGCUUCUUCAGGCAUCGACAUCAGAGCAUAAACCAUGGCUCCUGGUGAGCUCGCAGGACUUCACUACCUAGCACCUGAAAACCCAAUCCUGAAUCCAGCCAACCUUGGCAUGAUGCAAAAUACUAUACCAGCUUUUCAUUUCAAUAGAUUCUUAAACAGCCUACCCAAUUUCAACAUCCUACCGCCUGCUCAUGAAUUCACUGCACAAUCCUCAAGUAUCAGCAAUUAUUCAACUUCAGAUGAGGCUGAGGAACACCAGGUCAACAUCAUCGACGAAAGGAAACAGCGAAGAAUGAUAUCUAAUAGAGAAUCUGCUCGUAGGUCAAGGAUGCGGAAACAGAAGCACCUUGAUGAACUCUGGUCCCAAGUAAUCAGGCUUCGCAACGAGAACCAUAGUCUGAUCGAUAAGUUGAAUCAUGUAUCAGAGUGCCAUGACUUGGUUCUUCAAGAGAAUGCAAAACUCAAGGAAGAAGCCUCUGAUCUUCGCCAAAUGCUGACAGACUUGAAGAUUGGCAGCCCUUAUUUGAAAGAGCUGGAAGAGGUUCCCUGCAACACUGCUCACCUGCGAGCUGAGUCCACAAAUCAAUCUAUUGCCAACUCUGUAGACUUUCUUCAUUGAGAUGAGAGUUAUGUUUGCCAUAUACAAACUAUUAUAUGUUCCUCAGUUUGGUACGGUUGUUAAUCAAGCUUUUGACUUAGUUUGAGCCGUAUGAGAGAUUAGAAUCAAACCAUGCAAUAACAUCUUUCGAUCAUUUUAUCCUAA
Molecule: messenger RNA, 819 nt
Organism: Gossypium raimondii (Peruvian cotton)
Lineage: Eukaryota; Viridiplantae; Streptophyta; Magnoliopsida; Malvales; Malvaceae
Product: basic leucine zipper 43
Exons: 1
Coding region: 91-675 (194 amino acids)
Biological process (GO): regulation of DNA-templated transcription
Molecular function (GO): DNA-binding transcription factor activity
Source: RefSeq, a predicted model, not a curated record